AUGGCAGAUGAGAUCAGCAAAGCACAGACUGCCCAGCCUGGCGAAGAUACCAUCUUCGGGAAGAUAAUUCGCAAGGAAAUUCCAGCCAAAAUAAUUUUUGAAGAUGACAAGUGCCUUGCUUUUUAUGAUGUUUGCCCACAAGCCCCAACUCAUUUCCUGGUGAUACCUAAGAAACCUAUUCCCCAGAUAUCUGUAGCAGAAGAUGAUGAUGAAAAUCUUCUUGGACACUUAAUGGUUGUUGGCAGGAAAUGUGCAGCUGACUUGGGUCUGAAGAAAGGAUACCGGAUGGUGAUCAAUGAAGGUCCUGAUGGGGGGCAAUCUGUCUAUCAUAUCCAUCUGCAUGUUCUUGGUGGACGUCAAAUGACAUGGCCUCCUGGAUAA
Molecule: messenger RNA, 381 nt
Organism: Gracilinanus agilis (Agile Gracile Mouse Opossum)
Lineage: Eukaryota; Metazoa; Chordata; Mammalia; Didelphimorphia; Didelphidae
Product: histidine triad nucleotide-binding protein 1-like
Exons: 1
Coding region: 1-381 (126 amino acids)
Biological process (GO): purine ribonucleotide catabolic process
Cellular component (GO): cytoplasm; nucleus
Molecular function (GO): hydrolase activity
Source: RefSeq, a predicted model, not a curated record